Populus euphratica (Euphrates poplar) is the source of this 2328-nucleotide messenger RNA. RefSeq names its product cyclin-T1-4-like. The transcript has 4 exons. The record is from RefSeq and is a predicted model, not a curated record. NCBI's taxonomy places the organism in Eukaryota, Viridiplantae, Streptophyta, Magnoliopsida, Malpighiales, Salicaceae. The coding region runs from base 907 to 1230 and encodes 107 amino acids. Gene Ontology annotation, molecular function: cyclin-dependent protein serine/threonine kinase regulator activity. Gene Ontology annotation, biological process: regulation of transcription by RNA polymerase II.
AUAUAUAUAUAUAUAUAUUAUCAAAAAAGAAAAAAAAUAUUUUGCAUUAACUCCUUUUUUCUCCUAAUUUGGUGGCACUUUUUUGGUCUGAUAUCAUUAAGAUAAGGUUAUUUUAGAAUAAAAAGUUAAGUAAAUUGUUCAACAGGUGUAGAUACCUGAGUGUGUCAGAAGGUUGUGUUGCUGCAUAGUGUGAUAGAUUGAGUUUUGAUUUGCCAGUGUGAGGGCACUUGUGCACCUUAAAGUUUGACUGAGUAUCAACGUGCUGGUGUUUUGUGAUGGUUAGCUGGUGGAAUAUUGUUUGAUGUUGCCAGCAUAGAUAAAAUUGAGAAAAGAACAAACAGCAUGGUAGCUCUUUUUUUAAUUCUUGUGUAUACAAGGACACUCGAAUCCAAGUCCAUUAGGGGAUGAUGGUCACAGUAUGCUAAUUGAUCUAUAUGGCUCAUUGGCACAGAUGUCAGUUUCUCGGUGCUGGUAAACUCACAUAUAUAAAAUGCAUAGUUAAAUUGUUUGUUUGGAAACAAUUGGCACACAAACCUAAGACAUGUCAAAAUCUGACAAUGACCAUGUUAGGACACAUAUACUUGUCAUGAUCUUAAUAUGAUGGAUUCCUUUAGUUGUGGCGCAGUUUCAGUCUGAUACCUUGACCCUACCCUAUUAUUGACCUUGGCUGUUUCGAAGACCUCUAAAAUGGGAAUAUCCGUGUGGUUUUUCUGUGCACCUGUUGUCAAUUAAAUGGACUGCAUAAACCUCCAUGACUAUGAGCGGAAGUGGUGCUACUGCUUGUAUCAUCCAGGAAAAAAAUUAGAUGUGGGCAUCCUUGUACUUUUUUGUUAUUGUCAUCUGCUGCUAUCAUUAUAAUUUCUACCUAUAUUGCUGUUGUUAUUAAUAUACCUGCUAUUCUGGCGCAUGACUCACAUGGGUGUGGUGAGCUUGGUUGUCUUCUUAUGCUCAGCUAUCAAAUGGCACCUGGAACAGUUUUGGUACUCUAUCAGCAAUCCUGCAGAGUUUGUUGCAAAAUAUUCUUCCUGGGUUUGCUGCUUUUGUGGUGGGCUUCGGAGUUCCUUAUGGCUUCAGUUUAAGCCCCAUCACAUUGCCGCUGGUGCUGCCUAUCUAGCUGCCAAGCUUCUAAAUUUUGAUCUUGCUUUUUACCAGAAUAUCUGGCAGGAGUUUGAAACAACACCAGCUAUUCUCCAAGAUAUAUCACAGCAGCUGAUGGAGCUCUUCUACUGAAAUAGCGUAGUUGUUCCAGCAUGGUUCACCCUCGAGGGUGAUGCAGUUUAGGUGUUGAAAGUAUAGCAAGUCAGAAUAAUAUGCGUGUUAAUAUGGUUACAAAGAUCAUCAAUAUUGAUUACAGUGUGAGAAUGUCAUGCAAGAGAGGUGAAAAGAGAUGCUCAUUUCAAAAAAUUACGUGUUGAAGUACAGGUUAAAUGGAUCUGUAGUUCAUCGUGUAUGUCAAGAGUGUCAGUCUAAUUGAAUGACAAAUUAGCUGAAAGCUUAAACUUGGAAAGGUGUCCGUUGCCACUUUAAUUUAUGCCCGAGGUUUCAAUAGAUUCCUCUUGGUGAGAGAAAUACACGCCACCAAAGCAAGAUUGGAGUUGGUAGAGUGCAAAAUGAAGGUCUGUUCUGAAUCUUUGCUUUAAACACGCCACCAAAGCUUCCAGGUGGGUUGCAGUGCAAAUAUGAAACAUGCUUUUGAUACUUGAGUUGACCAUUGUUGCAGUGAUUAUAAAAGGCUGAUCGAUUUUGGUAUUAUGGCUAAAAUAAAGAAAAAGGUUGAAUAUAAGGGUGUUUGCUCCACUAAUUUUGGUUAAAUACAAUAGGAUUCUUUGGAAUCAAGGGGGGCAUUUCCCUGUCGUAUUGGGUGGGGAUGAUCUGACGCCAGUAUGUGUUGCCAUGUAGCUGUCAUGUGUUGGCAGCAUCAGUUUGUGCCACUGGAAACUUCUGUAGGCCUCUAAUUCCUACGCCAAGUUAGCAUCGAAGCAAAAAGAAAAAAAUGUUUCAGGAAAACUAAAUGGAAGAUUUUAUUUUUUUGGAAAAUAAAUUCAAUCAAAAUGGAAAGGGAAAAAUGAAGGGUUUGUGGAGAACCUUCCCUUCAGCAAAAUUCCAGUACAAUCUAGAAAAAGACAGGUUCAAAGGGGUUGCAGUGAAUAGAUUGAGCUACAAGACAACAUGGAGGAAGUACGGCUAUACGAACAAUAGGAAAUCUUGUGGGACAAUAGGGACCUUUAAAUGAUUCUUCAAGUUUUUGUUCUUGUUGAAAUUUGAUUCUUCCUGUACUCCUUGACAUGUCGGUGUAUCUUGUGAAUGAGAGAUGGAAAUUUUGAUCUC